Molecule: messenger RNA, 14830 nt
Organism: Pocillopora meandrina
Lineage: Eukaryota; Metazoa; Cnidaria; Anthozoa; Scleractinia; Pocilloporidae
Source: the annotation of a GenBank genome assembly
AUGUCCGGGGAUUUACAAGCAACGAUAGAAUUCGCCGUCGAAUUUUCCACGUUUCACAACAUCGAUCUCUUUCAGCGAGGGUAUGUAACGCUUGAAAUAACGUUUUAUGUAUAAAUGUGUAGCUAUUAAUUUAAUUUUAUUAUGUUUGUAUUUCCUUAAUCAAUCCAGAGAUUAUAUAUAAGAAAUGUUCUACAUCAAAUUAUUACGAAAAGGAAACCGAAAUUAGAUUAGUGACACUUAACAAAUGACUUUGAUCGCUCGUUUUUUCCAAUUUUUAUUUUUUCUAUUUGAUGUAUAAAUCCUCUAUGAAAUCAAACGAUUAUAGGAAUUUUAAAGAUGGUAUUCAUUAGUGUAAGAGAUUAAUUGACUUUACUAUUCCCCAUAGAAAUUUUCAGAUAUGUUUAGGCAAUACACCCCGCCGUGAUCAAUAACAAUGCAUAUCACUUUGAUCUUUUGAUAUUAUUCAUAAGAAAAAAAAGUCAUUCUCUCUCCAGAUGUUAGCUCUAGACAAAAUUAAUCUGAUUAAAUUCUCCAGAAAAAACAUGAACAUCUACAACAGAAAUUGGAUGUACUGGUACUCUACUAUAAGUUCUCAUAUAUGUGUAGUUACACCUUCUUCCUUGUUAGGAAUACUUUUUCCUGUUAAAAUUCAAACAAAUUCUUAUUUUUGAACCAGCCCCAAAUAUUUAAAUUCAGGUUCUUUGCAUUCUCUAAAAAUAUGCCCAAGACAUAUCAAAGAAACUCAAUAAAUUUAUGUCACAUAAUCCCCUGGUUAACAGUUAAUUUCUUCAUCAAAUUAUAAUGUGAUCUUUUUUAUUUGAAUGAGUGGGUAGUAUUUAAGGAGGCCCAAUACUCAAGACCUCAUGGCUUCUAAAUUUAGACAUCCUCGUUACAUCUUAUCUUUUGUCUUUUUAUUUUACUGUUUUCUUUGAUUUCUCGUAUAACAUCUAUUUUUUUUGGAUCAAGAACAGAUAAAGUAAAUAUUGAAAAAUAAUUUGUUUUAUUCUGUAAUAGUUUUAAGUCCCCUGCUGAGUGGAAGAAUUUGAGCCGAUAUUAGUUUCAAAAUGAAAUCUGUUCCCAGGUGGCUGUAGAAUGAAAAAUUAAUCCAGGAUAGUUAUUAUAAAUCAAAAAGGUCAUGAAGGUCACAACUCACAACACUCUGUUUGAUCCUUAGUUUUGUCUUAACCCUUUAACUCCCAAGAUCUCAUUAGUAACUCUUCUUACUUUCUGCCAUACAGUUCUUGUGAUGUUAGUUUGGAUAAUUUCAUAUUUUAUCAACUUAUAAUCCCCUAACUGAUAUUUUUCUUCAUUCUCAUCACUUGUCUGCUGGAUAUUGUAUUGCUAUUUUAAGGAGAAAUUCUAUCUUGGUCACUCAUGGGAGUUAAAGGGUUAACCUUUUCACUCUCAAGGAUGACCAAGACAGAAUUUCUCCUUACAAUAUCAAGACAAUAUCAAGCAGACAAGUGAUGAGAACAAAAAAAUGUAUCAAUUGUGGGAUUAUUAGCUGAUGCGAUACCAAAUGGUGACCAGGUUGGUCACAGCUAAGAGUACUUAGUGAAAAAAAAGAUUUUAUCAGAUGAUAAAUUGAGAUAUUUGAACUGGCAGGUAUUACCAUAUUCGUUGUACUCUUAAACCUCCCGUGAAGGCAGCAGCAAGUGUGGAGGUAGAAAAAAGGCUUGAUACUGUGUCAGGUAAGUAAUUCAGAGUACAAUUUAAUCAGAUAGCACUCUUUUGAAUUACAGUCUCUCAAGCUGAGGAAACCCAGAAAUAGAAUUUGACAGUUAUGUCCAUCCCAUCAUCACAGAGAUCAAGAAUUAGUCAUGGCUACAGUCAAAUUAAUAGGAUCUAGAGAUGCAUUUAAAUUCUAAAAGUAGGAACACCUAUAAAGUACUAAAGAUAUUUCAAUAAUUCAGUUACUUUUUCUGCAAGAUGCAGCUGAUGGUGGAAUUACCAGCUGUGAUCUCAAAAGAAGCGAAACAAAUUUUUUAUAUAAAUUCUGAGCAGACAGUAACAAAAGAUGGUGUUAGACCAUGGCUAACCAGCUUUAUCAAAACCCCUGUAAUUUCAGGGUAGAGCAUGCAAAUAUGAUCACUUCCCACCAUAUAAAUGUAUAUCUCCGAGUUAUAAGAAAAAAAAAUUACAAGAAACUAUCAUUCUCUAGAUUACUUUAUUUGUAUUAUCCUGUGCUAUUUUUCAUCGAUAAAAAAUUUUAAAAAUUUGAAAUGUGUAAUGUGCAUAUAUUCAUAUAUUCAGAUCAGAGAGAACCAAAUAUUUUAAAUAAACAUAAGGUGCUUGAAAAUUCCAACUUGCAUGAGGCAGACCAGUUGGCUAUUUACACAGUACUAGUAUAGCCAAGGAGUUGAACUCAGGGGGACUGAGAACAAUCAAGUGACUGACAGGGUGGAGGACUUGAACCCAGGACCAUCAUAUUACAAGUCUACUUGGCCACAAUAAUUUACUUCAUCAAAUGUAGUGUGUGAUAAAGUUAUGACAUCAUAACAACUUAUACUGUUAUUUUCUUUUUAACAUCACAGACAGCCAAGAGGCAGAAUACCAAUUUGGAGCAACCAUCAACUCUUCUGGGCAGACAGCUAUCUCAAAAACAUUCCAAAUUCUUUACAGAAAUGAGUCUGUGGUGUUGAAUGAUUCCUUUGUUUUUCGUCUCCAUUUGUUGGUGAACAGUGACAAGGUAAAAGUCCCAUUAAAAUCUCUCUAUCAGUGGUACUGAGUUGGUGGGAGAGUGUAACAUGUCAAAAGAGUUGAUUAUGUAAAUUGCCACUGUCAAGAGUUUCAAAGCUGAUGUUUCAAGCAUUAGCCCUUCUUCAGAGUGAAUGCAUUGGAAAUGAUAUAAAGUAAACAAUGUUCUCUUUAGAUUGUCCAGGAAAUUGACCAAGGAGAUUAUCAAAUGUCAGUGGAACUGUUUUUCUCAGACUCAGACUAUGGGUGAGAAAUUUUUCAACUAGAUAAAUUCUUUUAACAAGUUUGCUUACUCACAUAUUGGCUUUGAGUGCAUUUAUUUAAUAAUAUGGUAAGUUUCUUUACAUUUUUUAUCCUGCUGUUACAUGGAUGAUUUAUGACAGCUGUCUUUUCUUGAUCAAGAUCCUAGAAAUUAGUUUUAUCCUUUGCAGUUGUAGGGAUUUCAAUCUAACUGUCCACAUAACAGUACUGUAUUAAAAUUUUGUAGUAUUUUUCUUUCUUCAUCUAAACCUCAAAUUUAAGGCUGCUGCAGUUAUCCUCCAAUUUGGAAAAAAGAAAUUAUUGAAGUAUUUUGAUUCUGUCGAUAAAAUAAUUUUCCUAGUUUUAAAUCUUCUACAUAUCACAUCCUCACUCCUUUGCCCUAGGUUUACCCUUCAGUAAUUUGUCUAUAUCUUUGGCAAAGCAGUUAAUUGUGUCCCUCCAUGAAUAACUUAAAGAGAGAGAGAUGAAGAAGCUGGAUGCUUUAAUUUUAAGAGGACACGUUUCUUUUUUUUCUUUGUCUUCUCCAACCAAGGCUUAAUUCUGGGACAAUGUCAGUAUCUGAGAAACUGCGCACCUACCCCUUCCUUAGCCCAACUCUUACCCUAACUUAUUAUCAAUUGACUGUCACUGGGUUAGGGGAGGGGUAGGUAGGUGCUCAGUUGCUCAGAUACUGAUUUUGAUCCCUAAUUCUCAUCAUCCUUGUUUUCUCAUCAAACAGAGUUGACUCAGUUGAAUCUCUUACAAAUGUAAGCACCCAAACAUUAAAACUGCACAUGUCCUGUGUGAAAGGUCUGCAUCACCAUGUGCCUAUCUUGUUUGAUUAUUAUCACUUUGCUGUCAUCGACACAACAAUUCAUGCCACAGUAACAGCACUUGGUCUUCCUGAUCACAGGUAAUUGCAUAAAAUUUUCUCUUCAUGCAUGCAUGGUCUAUCACUUUAUUCUCGAUUAAUGGGCAUUUAUUUAUUCAGAAGGCUUGCAAAAUUUAGCUGCACACAGCUGAACAACAAUCUACUUGACAGAAGAAUAACAUUGCAUUUUUUGUGUAUACUGUUUAUUCCUAAUGGCACCUGUUAACUUGUGGCAGUGAUGAAAGGUGUUUUGUUUGUCUCACUUUUUCUCUCUGCUUUUUACUCUCAGCAUUGUUAGACCUGUGAAAAACAACUGGCUUGGCAAACCACCUUCAAAUAUGAGAGUAUCAACACCAGCUUUCUAUGUUGUACUCUUCAGUAACAAGGCUUUAGCACCUCAGGUUAGGAAUGGUCUCAUUCUUUAUCAGCGUUUGAUCAAUUGAAUUCUUGAAAACAGACUGCAGCAAUCACUGUACAUCACUUUUACUGGCUACAGAUCUAUGGUCUGUACCAUUUCAUUUAAAAUAUUAAUAAAACUAAAGGCUUUCCAACCACCAAAUGAAGAAGUAUGCUCCUCUAAUGCACUGUUCAAGUCUCAAAAAGUGUACAUGCUCAGGCUCCCUUCUUUGUCUCCUAUCCAACCAUUGUGUGACCCAACCAAAGAAUGAUGGAAAGGUGACUAUUGGUAGCCAGCAAUACGAUAAUCUUAUCUAGAAUUUUUUCUGUCAUUGUUAGGAUUCUAACAAACAUGUAUACCAUCUUUCCAGAGUUCUAAAACAUCACUUGUGGAGAAGCAGCUGCAGUUUGCUUAUGACACACACAGGUUUGACAAUCCCAUUUACUUUUAUUAGUCGUUUUCUUUACAUAUGAAGUAAAAGAGCACAUUCUUAACUGCCAUAGAUUACUUCCGAGUGUGGAGGAGGAGAAAUUUCAUGGACAAGAAGGGGAAAUAGCACUGAAUAGAGCAGGAAGAGAAAUCAGUGGCUAAAACUGACAUAGCUAUUGUUUCAUGGAUCAUUUCUCUAUGCAAACGAAUAGGCAGAUAACAAGUAUUCAGGUUGAAUGUAGUUUUGAGAAUAUCAUGGAUGUGUUUUACUGUUCUAAUGAGUUACUUUAUGUUUUUUUUUAAUGUUAAUCUAGGUCAUUGUGCAGCACUUUGUUAUCUGCCCAAGUGAAUCUUUUAGCUUAUUUCCAAUGCUUGAGUGAGCUGCUUCCAGAUAAUCAAAGAAUGGAUAUUGGUAAGGUUUUGAUUUUAUCAGUACUAUCUUUUGCUACUACUUGAUUUCUGCCAAAAGAGUUAUUUGAAGUUUGAUGCAUAUUUAGAUGGCCAUUGUAAUUGACUCAAAAAAGUGAAACAAUCAGGCCAGCUCUUUCAGUCAUCUUUUCAUUUUUUGAAUCCUAACAGUUAUAAGCAUCUAAUUUCUCCUUAUAAUGUCAUCCCUGAAUCACACAUUAAGGUCUUGAGAGUGUAGGAAAUGAUCACCAACUAAAGAGGCUCUUUGCUGUCAAAUGAAUUAUCCUUGACAGCACCCUAGGAGCUGUUAGGAUUUAAAAGAUUAAGACUUAAAGUACUUCUAUUCUUCAGGAAUUGUCGACUUUGGUGAAAAGCUUGAUGUGCUUUGUGCGGCAGUAGAGGUGUGUAGUCAUAUUUUAUAUCUGGUUUUGUGUGAAAGUAGUUACAUCUGUUACAUGUGAAAUCUUUGGAUAGUUUGAUGCUUUCUCUAUGGGAAAAUUGAAGGUGUAUUCAAGCAUGACUACUACCAACAACAGUCCUUCUCAGGACUACACUCACCUGGACAAUCAGAUUACACUAUCACAUGUUACCCCUAGGUUCAAACCAUUUCCUGUAUUAAUCAGGUGUAUUGAAAUUGCUGAUCAAUAUCAGUAUCUGGGCAACUGCCCACCUACCCCUCCCCUAACCCAACAUUAACCUUAACUUGUUGUCAAUUGACUGUUGUUGAGUUAGGGGAGGGGUAGGUGGGCAGUUGCCCAGAUACUGAUAUUGAUCCGAAAUUUCAGUGUUUCUAAAAAAUGAAUUAAAAUGCUGUGAUCUUCAUUUUUUUAGGGAACAGUUGGGUGUGAGGAAACAUUUUCUCAAGUUUGUAGUGACCUCAAUAACCUUAGCUCUGAAGUAAGUCAAGCUUUGUUAUUCUGGGUAUUUUAAGAUCCAAUUAAAUAUCAUUUCCUGGUAACAAAUCACCUCUCCACAAGAGGAGUGAACCAUUUGUGAAUCAACAGUUUGUAGCACUCUGGACUUUUUAACAUACAGUCAACUAUCUCUGUAUUAUAUUCUCACCAGUAAUGUGUAAUGAAAUUCAAUCACAGGACUGUUUUAGGAGAGGAAGUUUUGUAGAUUUUUACCUGUGUGCAUUUUAUGUGAAAUUGUCCUAAUACAUGAUCAAAACCUUUCAUGACAAUUAUUUGUCAGUCAAAGGGUCAGCUGUUUCCUUCCAGCUUGAUCCUUGGACAAGUUUACUUCCCUUGCCACACUCGGGGCUUACCAGUGUUUACUUUGAAAUCUAGAAGUUAUAGCCUUUUUUUAAAUUUUUUUACAGCUUUCCUUAGUAUGGUCACAGUUUCUUGAGUUCUUCAGCCUCAACAAAGCUAUUUUACCAUUCAUGAGGAAAGAACACCAUAAACAUCGGGUAAGAAUUUAAUAUGUGUCUAUUGGGGGGGUAGGAGCAGUUUUGGAAAGGAGAGGAGACUGGAGAUAAGAGGUAGGAAAAGGAAGGAAAGGAAGAAGUGGAGGUGAAUCGGUGACGUGAGGAGGACACGUGACGGUAAAGAGACGAUAAGAUGAAGUGAACAGUGGGAGGAAUCUGAAUAGGGACUGGAGGAGGUGCCAUGUUCUUCUCUGAUAUUUCGCUGCAAUGAAAUCUCUAAUCAGAGGCAAACUUUCUUGGGAUCCUAAAUGAAAUAAAAUUCAUACCUAAUUUUAUGGCGAUAUUUUAAAUCCCGUGGUGAUGUAUUUUCAAUGCACUUGUUUUUGUAGCUCUCUCACUUUUCUGAAGCAUUUUUCAUCAAGGAGUAUCCAUGGAAUGAACUUCAAAAUACACCACAUUUCUUGUAAGUAGUUCAUCUUUGUGGCACUCUUCAGCCUCUAACUUAGCUAACGCAGUGAGCUUUAUAUCUCUCAUUGCCAUUUAUUUAUAUUGGAUAUUUCGGUCCCGUAAAAUUCCGAGUUUCCAAGGGAGCCCUGGAUCCGAGUAGACACACGAUUGCCCCUGUUUCUAGUUGAGAAAUUUAGCCCAGUAAGACUUGUACUGGUUUUUGUGUCGUUACGAGAUUGGGAGUUGAAAUCAGUGACAUGUUUAGGGGCAACAGUUGGCUUUACACAUUGUCAUCAAUUCCCCUCAGGUAUCAACAGCAGCAAAGCUUGGCUCAGAGUGUGAAGACUUCUCGUUAUUACCAGAGUAUUCCUCCAGUGCAAGUCGAGUGUCCCCUGUUAGAUGGAGAUGUCUCUUCUACUCCAAUUAUAUUCGAAGAUAAGUUUAGUUUUUCGGAGCCCAGAGAACCAGGUAUCUGCGCCUCGCUUCUAAUGUAGACAAUCAUUAGUUCACUUCUUGGAGGUUGAAGAAUCUACGUCAGAAUAUUUAAGGGAUAAUUUUUUUAAGAACCUUAUACCUUGACACAAAAGACACCGAAGACUGCAAUUGGGGCAAGUUUCAAUUUAGUGUCUAAAGUCAUUCAGGAUUGCAUAGUGUUUCUUUUACUUUGCUUUGUGAUUGAUCCAGAAAACUCGCGCCACCUCAACCAAUCAGGUAAAAAAGAACGACCAACCGUCAAGGCACUCACGUGCAUUUGCUGGUUUUUACUCUGAAUUCUCAUUGGUUCGUUGUGAUAUUUUCCUUUGCUGUGAUUAGCCGUUCUGUUAACUUUUUUUUUGGUUUCACGUCACUCAAACGAGAAGCGCUCUUUUGCAAUAACAAUUUUAAGAGCUGACGUCAUAACAUAACAUGCCUAAAUCUCUUCAUGUAUAUUUUUUCAGAUUUUCCCAGAAACCCAGAGAUGGAAGAAAUAUUUUUUACAGUUGGUUUGGAUGAGACUGAUAAUAUCACGGAUGAAAGUUUUCUGGUAAUCAAUGGUCAAGGUAAUGUUUCCAGAGCCUUUACGAGGUUUUUUUUUGUCUCCAGCCCGCUGAAUAUAACUCAUUUUGUUUUGAAAGAUGUGUCUGUCUGUCUUUCAAUUUCUUGUUAUUAGUUAUUCGACUUUCGGUUCUUUCAUAUAUCAGAGAUCCUUCUAGUGAGGAACGAUACAAGCCUUCCAAUAGUGCCUGAAAGUAACAAAAGUUUUAAUUUGUUUAGAUUCUGAUGAAGCCGAAAAGAACGGCGCAGCGUCGAAAACAGUUUCAGAAGAGAGUGUGCACCAACCAGAGAUACAGCAGGGCGAUCCUAGCAGUGCAACAGAGAAGGCACUUGACAAAGAAACGGAUUUAACUGAAGGCAUAGGCGAAGUAGAAAGCACCGCUGCUCUUGAUGAUAUAGACAUUGCUUUAAAUGGCGAGAUUGACGAUACACCUAACGGAAAUUCUAAUUUAGCCGAAGAUUUGUCGUCGUUUUUAAGUAAUUCGGAAAGCACUCAACCGCUCAUAGCCGAAGAUAGUAACAUUUCUGAUAAUGAAACGCAUUCUGAUGAUAAAGAUGUUGAAGUUGAAAGAACUUGUGAUGUAAAAUCUUCUGAAGGUGAUGAGGAACAAAAGGAAUUGGCCUCUGAUAAUGAAGAGUCCGAAUUUUUAGACGCUGCAGCAAUAAAUGGCAUUGAAAUGUCACCUAGUGCGACAAUUGACGUUGAGAAUUCUGAUCCGUUAGAUGACAUCGAUAGUCCUUCGGAAAACGCACCGGAAAAACAAACCGAAAAGGAAAGCAAAGCGCACAGCGAUGCCGAGUCAGCACUCGUUAGUAAUGAUACUGCCAAAGAAUCUGUUGAAAUCACAGACAGCUCGAACGAGGAAAAUUCCGAAGAUCCUGAGUUACAAUUUAUUGCUAAUGGCUCCCAGGAUGAGUUAGUCUCCUCGUCAACAACCGAAACUGCAGCAGACUCGAGUAAUUACGAAACGCCGAUGUCUUCCGAGGCGUCCACGAGUGCAACUUCGGGAAGCCAAUCCAACGUCGUGACCGAACAACCGAACGUUAAUGGGGUUUCGUCUCGUAACUCGGUGACUGUCACCGAUAGCGCGCCAACCGCACCAACAAGGAAAAACAAAAAGAAAAGCGUCCCUAAAGGACUUUCUUCGAGCUCGUUGGGAGGUUGUUUUCCUUUGGCUUGCGCGGGAAACACAUCGCCUGCAUUUACUUUGUCACGAGGAGAUUCUGUGUACGGAGGCAGCGUGAGGUCGAGGUCAGUUGAAUAUUCUUAAGUAACGGUAGGUUUACCCUUUACACCCAAACAUCAGUAUGCAUAUUCUCCAUACUGUCCUUUUUACAUUUUGAAUGCUGUCGAGAAGGAGAAUUUGAAACCAAUCAAGAGCAUCUUUAGUUGUUAAUUAUUUCCUUUAUUCUCGCGACCCUUGUAUGUGAUUCUGGGGUGAUAUUCUAAGGAGAAUUUAGAUGUUAGUCAUUCUGAGGGGUCAAAGAGUCAAGUCUGUGCCCAUCCAUCUGGAGCUUGUACUUCUCCCCUCGCCCCUCCUGGAUGGUAGGCUAGUCUACCGCAAGGUUCCCCUCCCCCAGCAUUUCAUCAGGCUUCCGAGAUAAUUGCCGCUUCGAAGUCCAAGAAGCACAUUAAACCCCGCCCCCAAAAAAAGAAAAAACAUGGUUGACCGUCAUUUUUUAUGCACUCUUCUUGUUAGGUUUGAAAUAGCGAAGAGAUCAGUGAAACGCAGUCUAAACUACGCCUGUCAAGUAUACAGGUGAGAUGGCAACUUUUGAAUUUUGAUAUGAAGUGCCCUGGCUAAUACACUUGUUGUUAAAUAGCUCUCGUCAAGUAGAAGUGAAGAAACAAAGACGUAUAUAUUCGACUUUUUUUUUCCAAAAACAACUUGCCAUUCCAAGUGAUCCGCUAUGCAACCAAGCUUGCUAAGAACCUGCCUUACUCCAAAGCACUUUUUAUCUCGUCUCUGAAGGGAUAUGAAAAGCUUGGGAGCCAGUUAGAGAAUGGAGACUCCAAUUUAAUUAUUUAAAACAGAAAUCAACAUAUUCAUUCAUCCACGAAAGAUGUUUUGGUUACCAACUGAAUUGGUAAUGUGAAUUAACCACCCUAAUCAGUUGCUAAAGCUGAAGGUUCCAGCCUCAGUCCUUUGUCAUUCGCUUUUAUACUCUCCCCUCUGCCCCCCUCCUCCGUACCCCCUCCACGGUACCCCUUCCCCCGUACCCCCUCCUCCGUACCCCCUCCACCGUAUCCCCUCCCGUACCCCCUCCACCGACGCAGUAGAACAGUUUCUUUGGCAACUUACCCCUUUUAUUUAUAAUUUCUUUCAGUUUGUUUAUCUCUACAAAACUAAAAGCAUUUAUUUGUUUUUUCAGUGACCGCCAAUUGGUAGGAAUUCGUGAGCCAUAUUUUAGCGCUGAGGCGCCUGAAGGCAUUGAGACGCAUUUGAUCGUUUGUGUACAUGGAUUGGACGGUAAGCUGCUCAGUCCCAAAAGUGAUUAACAUGUAACUUCUCCCCAUUAUAUCAAUUCAGUAUCCAGCAAGCAGGUAGUGAGAAUACUCAAACUUAUCAGGUAGGAGUUGUUAUCUUGAUCUCACACCAAAUUCUCGUAACUGAUUUGCAAGGAAAUGCUUAGCAGCUAGUGGGGAGAAUUAACAAUCAGAUCUUGAGAGUCAAAGGGUUGAGCACUUUGCAAACUUGAGCACUACCGUUUUUUCUGUGAUCAACUUAAAGUUUUACUGACUGCACUUCAAUUAACUAUACAGGGAUCUUCUGGUUAAAAGUGUAGAAUUGGCGACUUAAAUUCAGCAUUCCUAUCUUUGUUCGUUUAAUACACAAUUGAUAAAAAUGCAUCUUUUUUCAGGUAACAGCGGGGAUCUUCGCCUUGUACGUUGUUACUUGGAAAUGGCCCUUCCUUCUACACGACUGGACUUUCUCAUGUCGGAAAUCAACCAGGUGAAAAGAAAUGCCGCCUUCUAUCAUCUUAAAUGACACGGCUAAUGAUCUACUGGAAAGUUUUGUCUCAAAUUUUCCUUGACUAAUUCAUUUUGCUGUGUGCGCUGUCUUUUUAAGUUGUUUUAGAACCACGGCACCUAUUAUAAGGACUCAUCUAAGCCCCUAACGAGGGAACCUCUUACUUGGUGCGGAACAAAAGCCAUUUUUUGCGUUUUUCGCGAGAGGGAAGGCAAGUGCGAGGCGCACGAGGAGAGCGCGAGUAGAGCCACUCGCGAAUAGAGGAACACGAAAAAAAUUGUUUUGUUUCUGCGCUCCAUCCUCGUCCCGCGGGCUAGGUUUGGUUUAUGACUCCUAAAUCCUAAGAAUAGACAAAACUUGUACUUACGAACAAUAAUCUAACCUCGAUGUAAUCCCCUGUUCUCCGCUUCGCAGCCUGACACUUUUGUGACGUUUGAAGAAAUGACUGAGAAGCUGGUUCAAGAAAUAACGCAUCAUAUUGAGGCCUAUAAUCUCUUCCCCACGAAAAUCAGGUUUGUCGGUGACUAGUUGUUGUUUUGUUAGGGUGGUCAUGCGAUUUUCCUUGUCUUUGUGGCCAUGGGGUAACUGAACAUGACGUGACAACUCGUAAUUAUUUUUGUUGUAAAAGAACUUUGGAGCGUGGCCGCAGUGACUUGUGACAAGGUAAAUGAUGAGGCCAUGAUGUCUAAAUCUGAGAAGGUUAUUUUGAUCGCAGGAAUGGGAGUUGUAUUAUGCGCUUAAAACUGACCCAACUACAUCGGCUACCAAACAUACCUGCCGUUUGAUUUUUUCCAAAAUAUUAUUAUGAUACUUAGUAUUAUUGUGACACUUAAAACUUCAAUGAUGCAAAAGCUAGCUAGAACGUUUACCUCUGACUUAAAAUCUGAAUGACCCAUUUCGCAGGGCGUCCAGUUUUCAAAAUCUUGUUUUCGCCUACCCUUUUAAUUGUUUGUUUUUAGUAAUCGAAUAAGUGUUUUAACGCUCUCUAUUUUGUUCAUGUCUCAACAGUUUUGUAGGUCAUUCUUUAGGGAACAUUAUCAUCCGGUCCGCUCUCGGCCACCCUGAAUUGAGGCCCUUCCUGGACAAGAUCCACACGUUUUUGUCCCUUUCGGGUCCUCAUUUGGGAAUGCUAUACCCAACAAGUUCUCUUGUCAGCACUGGUAAGCCUGAUUCAGUUUUGGUUCGCGUAGUUGCAGGAGUUUAUAUCGUUUUCUGUGACAUUAUGCAUUUUUGUGCCCCUCUAGGUCUUUGUCUGUUUUUCUUUUGCUCGUACUUGCGAAAAGAGUGAAGUAUAUUACUCGUUGUCUUUUUGUUUUAGGCUUGUGGUUCAUGCAAAAGUGGAAGAAGUCCGAUUCGUUGUUACAGUUGUCAUUACACGAUCAUGCUGACCCACGACAAACGUUUAUUUAUCGACUCAGUCAAUCAGAAGGUAAUAAUUACCUGACGUAGUUGUCUUGUCCUUGUAAUCGUCCCAUGUCCUUUUCCCGUCGACCUUUGCCUUUCGACCUUUGCCUUUCGACCUUAGCACUUUUCCCGUUUUUCUGUCGAUUUUUUUUUUUUUUUUUUUUCCCAGAGUUCUGUGCGCCUUUUCCCUGUAAGCAAGGCCAGGUAUACAAACAAGUGGCAGGAGUCUGACCUCAAAAUUUGCGGACAUUAAUGCGUCGAAAAUCGUCUUCUGUAAGAUGCCAUGGCCGCAACAAAUUGCGUUAAGAGUUGUCUCGUGUAACGUGAAUUAAGGGAUGGUGUUAAAAAUCGGCGUUAAAAAUCGUCUCGUCGCCUAAACCCCUUCAGUUUUGAACUUAAAAGUUUAAAAAGUAACGAAACUGUUCAAUUUUUUAAAACUCAAGGUUUCCCAUCUUCUUUAGGCCUUCGGUACUUCAAAAAUAUUCUUCUGGUCAGCUCGGUACAAGACCAUUAUGUUCCAUAUCACUCGGCCAGGAUAGAGGGUUGUCGAGCAGCCAUGAGAGAUAACUCGGAUGUCGGUAAGUAUUGGGCGGAGAAUUGUUCGUUGUAUUUUAGACCACCUUUGCUAAUGUGGUUGUUGGUACUGCUUGAUUUUGUGCAGGCGUUGCGCUACAAGGCCCCAGUGCAAUGUACUUUGCAUACGGCAUUUUGCAGAGAGUUGUUCUAAACAGAUAUUCUUACUGAUACAGUGGCCAUUUUGAAGAGUGGGAAAUUUCAUUUUCAACGCUGUUUUUUGUAACCAAUCAGAUCCCAAAACAAGACUUGAGGAUGGCUCGGUUCCAAACGUUUUUCCGCGCUUUCUUGGACGUGCGUUGUGAUGGGUUUAAGAAAACUUGCGUCUUCUCAGUAACCAAUCAGAUGGAGACCCAAAACCAAGCUCGUUCUGAUCACGUGUUUCCCCGAGUUUGGAAUUGAUUACGUGUUUUUUUUUAAAGUUGGUUUUGGUUCAUCAUGAUUCCCUCCGUUUUUUCAAAUAAUCAAUUCAUCUUGAUAGCGGCUUGUAAUGCAACCCAAUUGCCUUUAUUUAUUUAUUUAUUUAUUUGUUUAUGUAUUAAUUUCCAGCUGUGGCCUACAGAGAGAUGAUAGACAAUCUUCUGAAACCACUGGAAGAAAGAAAAGACAUGAACCUUAUCCGUUACAGUGUUUAUCACAAUCUUCCAAGUUCAGCGAAUUCGUUUAUUGGCCGAGCUGCUCACAUAGCGAUGCUCGAUUCUGAACUUUUUAUCGAGAAGUUGCUGUUAGUUUCUGCGCUAGAUUACUUUAGAUAGGUAAACGUUUGAAUAGUGCUAGAAAUGCAGUCUCGCGCAAGUAAUCCUGACCUGAGAAAAUCUUAUGAAGUCUUUUUUUAUGACAACUAGUGAUGUAAGCCUUGUGAGCCAAAGUUGUGAGACGUUCGUGUUAUGCCGAAAACUUUCGGUACAUUUUCGGCAACCUUUCGAAACGCGCACGAAAAGUUUACGACGGUAAUCACUGAACCCGAAAGAAUGAUAAGAAAUUCACGAAGUUGCCAUCGGCAACAGCAAUUGUACUUGCGCUCAACUUGUUUUACGGUACCAUGGGAAUUGGUGUUGCCUUGAGGAGAGGAAAAAACGAAAUUGAUGGCAAAAUAUUUAGACGAGAAUGGUUAGGUAAUUCUGACAUUUAAGUCUUUUUGGAUGCAUUUAAGGUGUUUUGAUGCUAGAUAAAUUGAAUUAUGAUAUAGUAUAGGUUCAAUUUAAUUUUGAUUAAUGUGUAUCGGUAGUAAUAGCGUAUCUACUCGUAUUAGAAUUUUGUAUGGCUAUCAGCGAGAGAAUUCAGGAAAAUCCUUUGUACCUUUUGUUUGAGUUCCAAGUUUCUGAUUAUGUGGUCUUCGGUCUUCUCUAGAGAGAGAUCUAUUCGAAAGUAAUUAUUGAAAAUUGGCAUUUUCUUCCCAUCUUUUGAGCACAUGAAUCUAGCUUUUUUUUUCCAUUAGAAAUCUCUUCCUUGGUGUUUUCCUCUCUGCACGCUCGUGCAUGUUUCCCUUCCGUUAUUUACUGAUUUGUUUAUUUGUUUUUUCUUCCUCUUUCUGAUGAGGUGAUUUUAGCAAUCAGAAAGCACUUAAAAUGGGAUUUGUAUGGUUUAAUCGGGUUAGGGUACUUUUUGAAGUGAAUUUUUGUAUUUUGCUCCUUAGUAAACACUCUAUUUCAUAAAGCAUACCAUGAAAGGAACUCAAAUAUCGUAAUAAUUUCGUUUUGGAACAAGUUCGAUGAAAGCGUUAUUUGACAAGGCUGCUACGGCCCGUAAAUAAUUUUAGUUAAGACACAUCAUCUACAACGGAAUGAAAGACUCGCUUUUUAACUCUCGGUUGCAAUAUUUAUUAAUAAAUAGACAACGGACGACGCAAAAUAAUAUAGAGUUGUCAACAAGGAAUUGUAAUAGAUUGUAUCUUUUUAUUAUCGAUUAUUUCAUAAAUGAAUAGAACUGGUGGGUUUGCUGUAAUGUGAAUACCUAUUACUUCAUUUUGGAAAAUAAAAUAUUCGAGG